ACGACAACCAUGGGCGAUUAGCUUACGAAAGCCAAAAGAAAGUCUAUAAAUUUGUACAAGUUUUUGCCUGUGGACCUUAAGCGUUUCAAAAAGCUGCUUCCUUUAGGUCAAAACCACAGAGGGAAGCGAGGUUUUUCGCUUUUUAAAGCACAUAUUCUCUCUCUAGCCUCUAAUGGCGGCUCGGAGAUAGAGAGUUAGGAGGGCAUUUUGCUUCUGAACCGGCUUCACGGCUUUAGAUCCCAUCCAGUUUCUUUUUCUCCUCUUUCGCUGUACCCUCCUCCUUGCGCGCGUUAGACCCAUCUUAUCUUGUUAAGAACAGAGAGGAUCGUGAACCCAGCCGCCUGGAUCUGGGAAACCCUAGAGGCGAGCGCUCGGUAGGGGAAAAUAGGGGGUAUGUGGAGAAAAGCGAAGGUUGCGCUAGGGCUGAACCUGUGCGUAUUCGAGCCGAGGACUAGGGAUGAGGAGGAGAACCUGCGGUCGGGAACUGGGAGGACGUCGGACGCAUCCGCUGUAAUGGCUGGCGCUUCCAUGGCGUCUUCCGGCAGUGGUUCAGACCAAGGAUUUCUCUCGCUGAUGCCGAUUGCCUCGACCCCAGCCUCCUCCUGUCUCCGGUUGUCCAAGUCUGGGAGCAGAUCAUACAAGAAAACCUGUGCUAUAUGCUUGGAGAGCAUGAAAGCAGGCCAUGGUGCCCUCUUUACUGGAGAAUGUUCACACGCCUUUCACUUCAACUGUAUUGCUUCCAAUGUCAAACAUGGCAAUUGUGUGUGCCCUAUUUGCAGGGCUAAAUGGAAGGAGAUCCCUUUCUUAGGUCCUACUUACUCUGAUCUUCCUCAUGUAAGAGCUAGAGUAAAUCCGGCGAACUGGCCACAAGAUGAUAGUACAAUAACGCUUUUACGGCGGCUUCCUCGUACAGAUUUAUCCAACCGGCAAAAUCCGCUGGCUUCUCUUUUAAACAUCUCUGAACCAAAUGUUUAUGAUGAUGAUGAGCCUAUAGGGUUUCUUACUGAAGCUCCUGAGCAUGGAUUGACCAGUACAAUUGAUGUUAAAGCAUACCCCGAAUAUUCUGCCAUUCCAAAGAUGGCUUCUGAAGAAUCUUUUUCUAUAUUGAUCCACCUAAAGGCCCCUUGCGCUGUUGCAAGUCCCAUUGCUUGUGGGAAUCAGAAUGCGAGUCUAACCACACAUCAACCUUCUCGGGCACCUAUUGAUCUGGUCACAGUGCUUGAUAUCAGUGGAAGCAUGGCUGGCACAAAGCUUGCAUUGCUGAAGCGGGCUAUGGGAUUUGUUAUCCAGAAUCUUGGCUCUUCCGAUCGACUCUCGGUUGUUGCUUUCUCUUCUACCGCACGACGUCUUUUGCCUCUUCGCCGUAUGACUGAGUCUGGCAGGCAGCUUGUAUUGCAGGCUGUAAAUUCCCUGGUUUCGAGUGGUGGCACCAACAUCGCUGAUGGACUCAGGAAAGGCGCCAAAGUGAUCGAAGAACGAAAGGAGAAAAACUCAGUUUGCAGCAUUAUACUCCUCUCUGAUGGGCAAGACACCUACACCGUAUCCUCGAGCGGCAAUGGAGUCAACCGUCCUAUUCCGGACUACCAAUCUCUGGUCCCAUCUUCCAUCCGUUGCAAUGCCGGCCAUCAAAUUCCAGUUCAUGCUUUUGGUUUUGGCGCAGACCAUGAUUCUUUCUCCAUGCAUUCUAUCUCAGAGAUUUCAGGCGGGACCUUUUCGUUCAUAGAGUCCGAGUGCGCAAUUCAGGACGCCUUUGCACAGUGCAUUGGUGGCCUCCUUAGUGUUGUGGUACAAGAAUUGAUUGUUCAAGUUGAGUGCCUACACCCUGGCAUCCACCUUGCUCCGAUAAGAUCAGGUAGUUAUGCCAAUCAAGUUGUUGAUGGAAUGAAGGGUUCUAUCAGUGUUGGAGAUCUGUAUGCAGAUGAAGAAAGAGACUUUCUUGUUUCUGUAAACGUCCCACCAGUGACUGAUGAAGAGAUUGUUCUACUCAAAGUUGGUUGCUCCUACAGAGAUCCGUUAUCAAAAGAAGUGGUGACUUUGAACAGUAAAGAUGUGAUAAUUCAAAGGCCAGAAGCAGUAUCAGAAAGAGUUAUGUCCAUCGAAGUAGACCGGGAGAGGAAUCGAAUCUGCGCGGCAGAGACCAUUGCUGAAGCAAGGGCGGCAGCGGAGCGAGGCGCUCUUUCUGAAGCAGUAUUGAUUCUUGAGGCUCGCCGGGUGAUUCUCUCGGAGUCCAUGGCAGGAAAGUCUGGUGAUCAGCUAUGUGCUGCCCUGAAUGCUGAACUGAGAGAGAUGCAGGAGAGGAUGGAAAGCAGGCAGAGGUAUGAAGAAUCUGGAAGAGCUUAUGUGCUUUCAGGACUGAGCUCUCAUUCAUGGCAGAGGGCAACUGCGCGGGGGAACUCAACAGAUAGUUCCAGCCUCCUCCAUUCUUACCAGACACCAUCAAUGGUUGACAUGCUUCAUCGCUCACAAACUUUAUGUCCAUCUCCAAGGCAUUCAAGGCCAACCAUCAGGCCUGCAAGGUCCUUUCCCUCCCGUCCAGAUCCAAGGUAAUUUCAGCAUUGUAGAUCUGCAAACAUUCCACUGCUCCUUUUUUGUUUUUUUGUUUUGGUUUUUUCUGUUCUUCCUUGCCUCUCUUGAGUAUUGAGAAUUGAGAUAGUGGGAAGGGAAUAUUGGAUAAAAAAGGGUAAAGGGAAGGGAAAGAACUCAACGGUCUUACAUGGUGGGGUAUACUCCUGUCUUGUAAAUGAAUAAAGUUAGCUAUUGUGUGGUGGGAAAAUGGAGAAUGUGAAGGUGCUAAGGGAGGAGAAAGAGUGGUGAAGGAAUGGUUAAGGUUGGUUAAGGGGUGAUUUGUUCUUCGUUUUUAUGCUUUAAUUGAUGUGCAUAGAAAAGCUUUUUCCCUUAGGAGGAGCAUUUGGUUUUGGUUGUAAUCUGUGGCAUAUUUGGGUUUUGUAUUGUUCUCAUACUUUCUGUUAUCUCUAUAUCAGUUUUCCCUUAGGAGGAGCAUUGGUUGA
Messenger RNA from Dendrobium catenatum, 3008 nucleotides. Its product is annotated as E3 ubiquitin-protein ligase WAV3. The record is from RefSeq and is a predicted model, not a curated record. The coding region runs from base 394 to 2547 and encodes 717 amino acids. The transcript has 2 exons. NCBI's taxonomy places the organism in Eukaryota, Viridiplantae, Streptophyta, Magnoliopsida, Asparagales, Orchidaceae.